This is a messenger RNA of Sclerotinia borealis F-4128, 1935 nucleotides long. The record is from the annotation of a GenBank genome assembly. Lineage: Eukaryota; Fungi; Ascomycota; Leotiomycetes; Helotiales; Sclerotiniaceae.
AUGGAUAAUUUCAAUCAACUUCCACCAGAAAUAAUUCAAUGUAUUGCGGAUUUCCUUCGAAGGGCUCCACUUAACGCAUUAGUCCAGACCUCAAGACGUCAUGCAAUAAUUCUAAGUCCUCUACUCUAUCAAAAAGCUUUUCGCCGUCACUUUCGACCAGAUGUAGAUGAUGAACCUGGACCUCGAGCGAGAUCAAUAUGGGUUUACAGUCGAGGUCGUACCUAUGUUUCUCAACGACGUCUUUGGGCUUGCGUUCCUUGUUGGGAAUCCCAAUAUGUAAUGGGAUAUUUCAUCAAGCGAUCGUUGGAAUGGGCCAAAACUCGCUUUGGAGGGAGAGAUAGAAAUGGUGCUACUUGGUUACAUCUAUUGGCUGCAGCUGGACAUGAGAAGCUAUUGAGGAUGUUCAUGGAGAAAGGUCUCGAUCUUCAUUCACGUGACUGGGGGGAGAAUACAGUUUUACAUUCAGCAGCAGCAGCAGGGCAAACUAGAACGAUUGAAGUUUUGAUUGCAGCUGGUGCGGAUAUCUUGGCCGUGAAUCAUUCAAAUCAAUCGGUAUUGGUUUAUGCAUUGAUAAGGCAUGGGUUAGGAGCUUUAGGAGCUUUGAUACCUGUUAUUGAUGCUGUGAGGGCAAGAGGUGGAGAUAUCAACACCAAUACCGAUUCUACAAGAAUACCGCCAAUAUUCCUAGCUACGAGAAUCAUUGGAGCUGAACCGAUCAUCAAGCAUCUCCUAGAGAAUGGAGUUGAUAUCUUCCAGACACUAGAAGGAAGUGGUGAAACUCUACUUCAUUGGGCUGCUCGUUUCCGUCAUGAAGAUAUAGGAAAUUUCCUAGUCUCACAAAUGAGGAGUCAUCCAGAAUUUCUCUCAUUGAUCAAUUUUCAACAUAUGGCCCCUCUACAUAUCGCAAUACGAGGAAAAUCAUGGUCACUUUCCAAAACCCUGAUAUCCGCUGGGGCCAAUCUCGAACACUUGGAUGCCACCGGCCGUAAUCCCCUCGACCUAGCUAUCUUCUAUCGAUGUUUUCCUCUCUUCGAAGAUAUACUUCAACGGACUUCCAUCUCAUCCAAACCCAGAGCUAUCACCGAAAUCCAAAAAGCACUAUGGAAAAGUAUCAAAGAAGAAGAUUCAACCGCGGUCCUCCACCUAGUCGACCUUCAAUCAACCUGCAAUAUAAAACUCCGACUCCCCACCCUCCAUUCCCUCAUCGAAAAACAUCGAACCCGCAUCUCCGGCUGCGACAUUAUCGAAAUCAUCGGAGACGCCGGCGCUAACUUUCAUCUCCUCUCGAAACCCCUUGGGGAAACCCCACUACACGCCGCAAUCCGCAAACCCAACACUAGCACCCCAUGCCGCGACCGACUAAUCUCAUACCUCCUACUCAAAACCCACAACCUCAGCCUCCUCACCCGCGAAGGAAAUUCCCCCCUCCACCACGCCGCUCGCCACGGCUCACCCCAAACCAUCGAACUCAUCCUCAAACACCCAUCCACCACCCCUGAACUCUUCGCCCUCGAAAACAACGCAGGCAACACCGCGCUUCACGAAGCUGUACAGAGAAGUGGUAAUAAUAAACAAAUCGUCAAAUUAUUAAUGCAAGCAAGAGAGGAAUUCCACCAACGAAACAUGAGGGAGAAAAUAAGCGCAAGGAGUCCGAGGAAGAUUGGGAAACCGGCGGUUCCUGAUCCGCCAGUUUUGGGUGAAUUGAAGGAGAAGGACAUGGAGGGGAAUGGCGUUUGGGGAAUGGGAUCGGUGAAUCAGAGGAGAUCUAAUGGGGGUGGGAGUGGAAAUGGAAGCGGGAAUCGCAAUGGCAAUUCGCGCAGUCCAUUGAGUAAAUUAAGAAACUCAAGGAGAUCCAUAUUGCAAAGGGAAAAUGCAGAAGAAGAAGAAGAAGAAGAAGAAGAAGAAGAAGAAGAAGAGGGUUCAUCUUCUUUUUAG